Molecule: messenger RNA, 1981 nt
Organism: Exaiptasia diaphana
Lineage: Eukaryota; Metazoa; Cnidaria; Anthozoa; Actiniaria; Aiptasiidae
Product: SUMO-specific isopeptidase USPL1
Exons: 6
Coding region: 145-1875 (576 amino acids)
Biological process (GO): Cajal body organization; protein desumoylation
Cellular component (GO): Cajal body
Molecular function (GO): SUMO binding
Source: RefSeq, a predicted model, not a curated record
CGAACGUUUACAGCAUGUGCCGAGAUGUAGAAAACUAGGAAAAACUAGCAAAACUUCACUCUUGAGGGUUCUUAUUUGGAAUUUAUUGCCUGAAUAGAAGGCAGACAAAUUAUAGAAAGAGAUGGUUGUAGAAAUUCGAGCAAAAUGACUGAGAAUAUAUUUUGUGAGGCUUGUAGAAUACCCGGCUCUUCCAGCAAGAUGUCGAUUUAUCAACUCAACAUGGAAGAAGCGAUUUUGAUGUGUGAGAACGCACAGUGUGUGUUUACCAUGGUCCUUGGGGCAGCUCGUCUUCAAGACUAUAUCAUCACAAGAAAAGCAGAAGACAUAUUUAAGCUAAAAUCAAAGGGGAAAAAAGACAAUCAAGACAUACAACCUAUGAGACUCGACAAGGUUAUCCACUGGGAGAACGUUGAUGCCCUAUGCUGGCUAAAUAGUGCAUUAAGUGUUCUUGUUCAUAAUAGCACCAUAAAGCAUUUGAUAUCAAGAAUACAGACAAGUGAGAACUCUUUGYUAAAGUGCUUGGUUAAUCAGUAUGCUAAAGCACAAUAUCUGUCAGAAGUUGAUAUGAUCAAUGCAAAGAAAGUUCUUAUAGAUGUACGGGAUUUAGUAUGGACAUUUUUAUGUCCUAAAAUGAAAUGUACRCUUGGUGUAAAUGAUUCACCUUUGUUUGCRUUGCUGUUGUUGUUGGGAGAGAAUGUCAUCACUGCAGACAGAUGUAUCCAGGAAUAUGUGUGUGAAUUCGCUUGUCAAUCAUGUCAUCAUACAGAAACUACAAGACACAAAAAGCAUGUUGUAACUUUCCCUAAUACUCCACUGAACUUUGUACUUCAAGAAGCAUCAUUUCAAAGACCUUGCAACAAUUGUAAUGAAAAGAGACAAUGUAYUAAGAUUAUUCACACCAGGGUACCUGAUGUUUUGUUUUUCCAUUUUGUUGAGGGAUUGAAAUCUUCAGAUUAUUUGAAUUAUAGAUUCAAUCAUGAAGGUUUCAGCUAUCAUGUAACACAAUUUAUACAAUAUAAACAUGAUCCUGACCAUUUUAUUUGCUGGACAAAACAUGAAGAUGGUCUCAGAUGGCUUGAUUUGGAUGAUUUAAAACCACCAUUACACUGCUGGUCAGAUAGCCUUCCUGAUGUGCCUCCAUCACAAGUCCAUAUCAUAGUUUUAGAAAGAGUAUCUUCGCCAUGCAACACUUCAUCUGGUGAUCAACAUGUCAGCAAAAGUCAGUCCAAUGUUGCCGAAAUAUCAAAAGUUGACUCAUCUUCACAAGAAAACCAAUUAAACAAUGCCAAAAAACAAGACAUUGAAAAUGAACUUGAUGCAAAACUAAUUAUUUUUUCCCAAGAAACACCAUCUAAAGACAAUUUAAUAGAUAAUAAUUCCAAUCGAUUUCCAUUCAAGGAUUUAAAUAAUCCAAAUAGGACUCCACAAGUCGUAAGCUGUCAUAGUGAAAGAACGAGUUCUCAAUCUAGAACACUAAAUUCCUCAAUACCAUACAGGGUUAAGCUAAAGAGACUGCCAAGUGGAAGACAAUUACAAACUUUUCUUGCCAAAAACCCUAAAAUGUUAUUAAAUGAAUUCCAGCCAUAUGUUCCUAAAAAAGAAAGAUCUUGUCUUCCUGAAGAAUCUUGUAUAGAAGGCAAAACAAACUGUGGAAACCUUCACAGUCCAUCUGGAGCCUUGAAUUCCCCUACAGAUAGUGGCUAUUCUAGUCCCAGUUCUGUGAGUUCAUGUUCAUCUAAUGUAAUAAUUGGUAAAGAGGAAAGUAUUGCUGAUGAACUAGAGAAACUGCUGCCAGACUGUUUGGAGAAUGCUGCACCAAUCGAGGAAAUGUCUGCAAGACAAGAUGACUUCAUACAGCAGCUUUUAAACAGCUGAAUUAAAAUAUAGCUUUUAUGAUUUAAAUGUGGGAAAUAAGAUUCUCUGUCUGGAUGAAGAAAUGUAUAUUUGAAUAAUUUAAUUAAAUUUUGCAAACACUAAAAAA